AUGCACGGUUUGCUGGAUGGCAAUCGGCAGUUCUUUGAGCCUUUAAUAGCAAAUGGUGCUGCGAACCAUCACCUUGCACCGCCACCAUUCUUUAGCGGUAGCAACAGUGUUCUCCAGAAUGGCCUUCUUCAAAAUCCUGAUAUCUCUCAGCACAGUGCACAAGUGAUGUCGCCGACAAUGCCUGAACGCAAUAGCAUGGCAACAUAUGAAAUGGCUUCUAGUGGCUUCACGGAGUUUUCUGUAUAUUCCGCUACUUCGGGAUGCUGUGCAUGUCCUCUUUUGAUGCCAAAUCAGCAGCAGGAGCAAGAACAGUCCCAGUUCCAGCAGCACCAAGAGCAGCCGCUGUUCCAGCAGCAGACGCCACAGCAACCUCAGAUAGUAACUCGUAAGAGUUACAUACACUAUGGAAGAGGUACUUGCGUAAUCUGUGUUGUGCGGCAACCGCGUAGUUACGAAAAUCUUGGCGAAAGAAUUGAAGAAUGCGAUGCAAAAGUGCGCUCAAAGGCUUAA
Messenger RNA from Gongylonema pulchrum, 510 nucleotides. The record is from the annotation of a GenBank genome assembly. Lineage: Eukaryota; Metazoa; Nematoda; Chromadorea; Rhabditida; Gongylonematidae.